UAGUCUAAAAUAGGUGGGUCGAUAAAUAGUUAGGUGGAGUCGUGUGUCUAUGUGUACUAAGCCGUGCGCGUGGGUCGCAGGGCGGUGGCGUCGAUGUUGAUCUCGCGCAGUUUGCGAGGCACGUCCGUGGGCAUGCGCAGGACCUGCAGCAGACACUUGGCGCCUGGCGCUUUGAUCGCAUUCCGAUGGAGGUCCAGCACUUCCAGGGCGUCGAACCCGCGCGACUUGAAGACGGCGGCGAGGGCGCCGGCGCUGCGGUCGGCAAGGGCGUUCUGGCCCAGUCGGAGCGUCGUCAAGGACGCGUUCGAGUGGGAAAAUGCCCACGCCAGCGACAUCAUGCCGGCGUCGGCAAUGUUGUUGUCGGACAGCACCAGCACUUGCAUCUUGGGCGCGGCAUUCGCGAGCCACAGACUCAUGGCCGUGGCGCCGUAGUCCUGGAGUCCGUUGGCAGCGCAAUGGAACUCGGUGAGAUGGGGACAUGCGCCUUGGGAUAGCGCAUGGAAGACCGUGCGCAGCGGAUGUUCGUUGUUUGACGAAAAGUGAUCGCGGAACAGACCCGAGACGGUGAGGGACUUUAGGUUCUUGCACGCACCGGUUUCCAGGCACUUGGCGAAGGCAUGGCAGAUCGCGGACGGCGACAGCAUUGCUCCUGUACUCGAUGGACAAGGGCUGGUCAACGUCAAUGUUUCCACCAUGGUGAACCCUGGAGGGAAAGGGCACUGCCCCGACAACAUGUUCCCAAGUGUGUCUAGACUCAACACGAGGGUGAGGCGGUCCUUCUCGCUCGACACGGGGAUGCACAACUGCGACAUGGGAAUGACGCCGUUUGUGGACGUGACAGCGAUCGGCGCAUCCUUCGUUCGACGAGCGUACGAUCGCGACAAGUUGGCGGGUACCAACACCUCGGAUAGUGAUGGUGGUCGCGCGAUGGGUUGUACGGACGAUGACGAGGUCGUUGAAGUCGACGACGCCAGUGAGGACAAGGAGGACGAAUGCGACAACGUGGGAAGGAGGGAAGGAAGGGAUGCAAUAGUCGGCGUCGCCCGGGGAACGUGCUGAUGCUGCUGCUGGGAGUGAUAUGGAUGGGUGAGGUCUACAACGUCACUGGGGCGACGACGCUUUUGCACGCUACCGUACAAGUCGCGAACGCUGUCGUGGACCCGAUGUGGAAGCGUGUGGAUAUCUUGGUAGGCAGCAAUAGACGACGCGAAUUGGACGAGUUUGUGGUCAAUGCGUGCAGCCACCUUGGACAGGUGUUCUGGGGACGCUUGGCAGCGUUGUCGGAGGAGCAGCGCGAUCUGUUGUCGUACGCCCUGUCGGAUCGACAGCGGCACCUGCAGGGAUGAAGAAGGCGGGUUUGCAUGUAACCGUGUUGUACUGGCGGCACCCACGGCGGCGGCGGCCGGCGUGGUACUAGUAGGCGCGUGCAUGGUUGGAC
Molecule: messenger RNA, 1438 nt
Organism: Aphanomyces astaci
Lineage: Eukaryota; Oomycota; Saprolegniomycetes; Saprolegniales; Verrucalvaceae
Exons: 1
Coding region: 694-1059 (121 amino acids)
Source: RefSeq, a predicted model, not a curated record